This is a messenger RNA of Calliphora vicina (urban bluebottle blowfly), 694 nucleotides long. RefSeq names its product U6 snRNA-associated Sm-like protein LSm7 (gene LSm7). Gene Ontology annotation, molecular function: RNA binding. Gene Ontology annotation, biological process: mRNA splicing, via spliceosome; nuclear-transcribed mRNA catabolic process. The coding region runs from base 120 to 458 and encodes 112 amino acids. Lineage: Eukaryota; Metazoa; Arthropoda; Insecta; Diptera; Calliphoridae. Gene Ontology annotation, cellular component: Lsm1-7-Pat1 complex; catalytic step 2 spliceosome; U2-type prespliceosome. The transcript has 2 exons. The record is from RefSeq and is a predicted model, not a curated record.
CAAAAAAUAAAAAACAACAACAUCACCGUAGUAAACAAAACGUUUUAGAAUAUUAGCAAACAAAAAAUCUAUUUUAUUUCAAAAAACGAGUACAAUUCAUAAAUAAGACUUUUUACAAAAUGUCCGAAAAUAAACAAAAGGGUGGCGGCGGCAACAAUGAUGGCAAAGAGAAACGUCGCAAAGAAUCUAUUUUGGACUUGUCCAAAUAUUUGGAAAAACAAAUACGCGUUAAAUUUGCCGGUGGUCGCGAAGCUUCGGGUAUACUUAAAGGCUAUGAUGCAUUGCUCAACUUAGUAUUGGACAAUACUAUUGAGUAUUUGCGAGAUCCUGAUGAACCAUUCAAACCCUCAGAGGAUACACGAAAUUUGGGUCUGGUGGUGUGUCGAGGUACAGCUUUAGUGCUGAUAUGUCCACAGGAUGGUGUUGAGGCUAUACCAAAUCCCUUUAUAACGCAAUAGUGGCGUAUUUUCUUUUAUUAAGAUUAAAAAAUUCUGUAAUUUUUUGUUUAAAUAUUUUACUUAAAAUUAAUAAAAAAUGUUAAUAAAUAAUUUAAUUAUUUUGAUAAUAAAAAAGUAGCAUGUAAAAUUUUCUAAAUACGACAACUUAAAAUACGUACUUUAUAAAUUACUAAUGAAAUGUAAAAUAUAUGAGUAUGAUUAUUUAAAUGAAUAUAACAAAAAUGUAUGUAUUUUAA